Messenger RNA from Brachypodium distachyon (stiff brome), 1833 nucleotides. RefSeq names its product F-box protein At5g46170. Gene Ontology annotation, molecular function: protein binding. NCBI's taxonomy places the organism in Eukaryota, Viridiplantae, Streptophyta, Magnoliopsida, Poales, Poaceae. Bases 586 to 1656 code for a protein of 356 amino acids. The transcript is spliced from 2 exons. The record is from RefSeq and is a predicted model, not a curated record.
UCCGUCUAGUGGUGCUGCGAGAGAGAGCAGCAGCGGCAUUUCUUCUUCCUCUUUCCCUGCACGAGAAAAGAAAAACUAUACUCCGUACUACUGCUCAGGACGACAGAGGAGAAAAUAUCCCCAAUCUCUCGCCCCCCUAUAAACCCUAGUCUCGCUGAAUUCGCGCCGGAGUUUUCCCCGAAUCGAGGCUUUUCGGUGCGUCCGCUUGCCGGAGGAGGUGCGCCGCGGUUGGUUUGGUGGGAAAUUGCGGGGUUCUCGGGGCUGUGCGGCGGGCCAGGCGCUCGCCGGCGUCGGAUCCAGCUGUGUUUUGGUGGAGGCAGCGGUUUUUGGGGCGAGGACCUGUUCGGCUUCGUGUUUGAUUCGCUCGCCUGGGUUGGGUUGGGUUGGUUGGCUCACGCGUGGCUGCGGUGGCAGCGACUGAGGACUUCAGGCAGCUGCUGUCGAUUUGGCGGGGCUGUUGCUGCCAUUGCGUUAGCGCAAGGUUGAGCAGCUUGUUCCUUGGCGUUCCCUGCAAUCUUGGUGGCGUUUUGAUCUGCUGGGUGGGACAAAAGGCGUGACCUUCCGACUAGCGCUUCCGACCCUGCAAUGCUUCCCAAGGCUCGAAUCCACGCGGACCCGGUUCUCGAGUUUGAGGUCGACCAGUUCGACUGUCUGCCGGAUUCGCUUGUCCUGCUGAUCCUCAACAAGGUUGAGGAUGUGCGGUCCCUCGGCCGGUGCUCCGCCGCGUCGAAACGGUUCUAUGGGCUUGUCCCCCUUGUCCAUGAUGUGUGUGUCAAGAUUGAUCGUGUUGUGACGGUUGAUGGCGACUCCGAGGACCCGCUCAACCUGUCCUCGCCAAAGCCCCGGAACAUACUGUCGCACUUCCUGAAGCUGAUGCUGUUCACAAUCAUCAAGCCGUUCCACAACAUGCGCAGCGCAAAUGGUGCUGGAAGACCGCUAUUCCCACAGCUCGCGCAGCACUCACCAGCGCAGGUGCUCCGUAACUUUACACACAUAAGGAACCUUCAGAUCGAGCUCCCUUCUGGCGAUGUUGGAACCGAGGACGGAAUACUUCUGAAAUGGCGUGCGGAGUAUGGGAGCACCCUUCAGAACUGUGUGAUUCUGGGGGGUACCAGGGUUGACCGCAAGCCUGUUGGUGCAGAGCAUGAGCCAUCUUCAGAUGACAAUGGAAGCAUGCCAGAGUCUUUCUAUACCAAUGGAGGGCUCAAACUCCGUGUAGUGUGGACAAUCAGCUCUCUGAUUGCAGCUUCAACGAGGCAUUAUCUUCUCCAGUCAAUCAUCAAGGAUCAUCCCACACUUGCGAGCUUGGUACUGACCGAUGCCGAUGGUCAGGGCACAUUAUGCAUGGGAGCAGAGCAACUGAAGGAGUUUAGAGAGAACCAGUUGUCGGCCUCAGCAUGUUCCAACAGGACUCAGGUCCCGGCCUGCAGCAUGAAGCUGAAGUAUGCUCCAUAUCUCGAGCUUCCUGGAGGAAUUGCGUUGCAGGGUGCAACACUAGUUGCCAUCAAGCCCGCAACCGAGGGAAGUAAUGGCAGCCAUAUCAGCCGUAAGGAAACGGAUGCGUUCAUCUCCGGAGCAUUCGAUGGACCGUUUAAGUUUGCUGCGAAGGCGUUGAUGAAGAGGCGCACGUACCUUUUGGAGAUGAACGGCUUCUAGAUAGCUUGAGUUCUUCCUGGGGAUCAGCUUGCUGGUGCAAGGAAGGGUCGUUUAGCUGCUUUAACUUUUGAUCUGUGUAAUAGUUUGUGCUUGUUGUCUUUUGUAUUAGCUCUCUGUACAGUGGUGUCAUUUUGUUGGUUAUAUGAAAAUCGUAUCAAUUUAGUAUAUUUUCUCAUU